Molecule: messenger RNA, 2243 nt
Organism: Hylaeus anthracinus
Lineage: Eukaryota; Metazoa; Arthropoda; Insecta; Hymenoptera; Colletidae
Exons: 3
Coding region: 1324-2112 (262 amino acids)
Source: RefSeq, a predicted model, not a curated record
UGGUGGACAGAUCGCCGGAUGUAACGGAAAGCGAGGAAGAGUGGGCGGAAAUCCAGAGAAGGAGAAGAGUAGAACAAAGCAACAGAUCAAAUGAAAUAGCGACGCAUAAGCACGAGGUCAGAUAAAAAAAUGUAAAGAAAUACGUAGGAAGUGAAACAGUGGAUAGGAAAGAGAAUAUAGGGAAAAGGUCCAUAGAAAAGGAAGUUAGAGAGAAAAAUAAUAAUUAUAAUACCAAUAGUCUCCAAGAGAAUAAGGGAUAUAAAGACGCACGUGUCCAAGCGGUAAUAACAACGAAUUCAGGUAAGAGCAUCAAACUAACUGAACUCUACAAAGUCGACCAAGAUGAGGAGGAGGUAAAUUCCAGAGAGGACGAAUACCUCAAAUUCUGUGAAUGAUUUCAAAGCAGCGUCAAAAAUCAAAAAAGUUAACUAUAUAAGAAUUUUCAAAAACAUACACAUUUAAUUCACAGAUCGAAUCAAUUAGAAUGAUUACAUAUAGAGGAGCAGAAAUAAAAUUCAAAGAUCCACACAGAGGCAAAACAAUAGUAAAGGAACUACAAAGCAGAAAUAAAGAUAGCAUGGAAUUCCGCAUCCCAUUCAGGGCGCAGGAAAGAUGAGGUGUCACGAGGAAAUGGGAAUUCUCACCAGCCGAACUCAUCCAGGAAGCAGAGGAGGGACAAGGACUAAUCUCAGCCGAAAGGCGUCACAACAGAAAAAGGAAUGGACUACAAAGAGACUGGUAUGAUUUUACUAAAAUUUGCAGGAGACUCGCUCCCAACGAGGUUAAGCAUAUAUGACGGUGUCAUAAGCCUAAAGAUAACCCCAUACGUCAAGGCGGUAAAACAGUGUUUCAAUUGCCUGCAAUACGGGCACUUCAGACAAAAAUGCAGAAGAGAAGUGAAAAUGUGUUUUAUAUGUGGGGAUGUUUACCAUGGUAACUGCGAUAGGAAACUGCAAUGUGUGAACUGCAGGGGCGAACACUAAGCAUUAAGCAGAAAGAUUAAUGGCCUACAAAAAUUUAAGCCUCCUCGAGGCAAGACAAUUAGCAAAAAUGGAACUGGGAAUAUUCGAUAAAUCCAGGAAAGAUGAUAGAGAGAUAGAGAGCCUGAGAGUGGACGAUCUGAACUUCCCAAAGCUUUAACCAAAAAGAAAGAACUCAUACAAGGAAACCGAAAGAUGGGAAAACUUAUCUGUUCCAAUAAACAAGGGCAGAUGGAACAGAAACCAGGAAAUUAAACAGUCAACAUUUGAAUCAAAAAAUAGAUAUGAAAAUCUGCACUCGAUAGAGGAUUACCAUAAAAACAGACAUGAAUCCUUCAUCCCCAUGGCUCAAGCAGAGGAAGAAGAAGUAAAUAAAAGAUACGAAAAUAUAAGAGCAAAACCAAUGCACAAGGGUAGAAGACCACUGACAGAAGAAGAUAUAAACCUAUUACUGGACUGGAUACACCAAGAGAAGAUGGAAGAUAUGGUUAUUGAAAAAAUUAACAGAAAUCGAAGAAUUAACCACCCCAAAAGGAUUGACCUACACGACGAAGGAUAUAACUAUAAUAGAAAAAACAGAUAUCCCCAAAGAAGAUUCGGGACGAACGUCAACUUCGAGGACUCCCUGCCCAAAGAGGCUUUCAAAUCCACGAGGACGGAGGAGCUUGACGAAGAUCUUAGUUUCAUAAAAUCAUCCAGAAAUUCAAACCAAACUGACAGGUACAGAAAGAUGUACUUCAGGAAAGUAAAUAAUAAGGAGUUCAAAGAAGAAGUAAGAUCCAGGAUAUCCAAAAUGACUGGCUCGAUUCAUCAGAAGGAAUCGAUAGAAGACAUAGAAGCGAAUACUGGGAAAGAGUCAGAUAUAAUCCAAGAAAAAGAGAACAUGCACAAUAAUGUAAGAUUAGGUUUUUGGAAUGCUAGGAGCUUAAAUAAUAAGUAUAACGAAUUAAAAAGAAUAGUUGAUGAUUACGAUAUAUUUUGUGUAAACGAAACCUGGAUGUACAAAUGGACAUUUCAAAAAUUCAACGAGUAUAACAUUAUACAUAAUAAAAAUAACAGGAAGGAUAAUAAAAGCUUUACCACAUCAGGUACAGACAGAAAUCCUAAAGUAAACGCGAGCUAUGGAAAAUGAAAAGAAUUAUUCGAGGAUCUGGAAUUAAAAGACAACUCAAUAAUAAUAGGGGAUUUAAAUGCAAAGCAUACGGAGUGGAACUGUGGAACACAAGACAUCUCAGGAAAGAACUUAAAGGAAAUCCUAGAGGA